Theobroma cacao (cacao) is the source of this 1226-nucleotide messenger RNA. RefSeq names its product NADH dehydrogenase ubiquinone 1 alpha subcomplex assembly factor-like protein (DUF498/DUF598). Gene Ontology annotation, biological process: mitochondrial respiratory chain complex I assembly. NCBI's taxonomy places the organism in Eukaryota, Viridiplantae, Streptophyta, Magnoliopsida, Malvales, Malvaceae. The record is from RefSeq and is a predicted model, not a curated record. Gene Ontology annotation, cellular component: mitochondrial inner membrane.
CCGAGUUUUUUUCCAAGUGAAAACUUUUUCCUGUACGCAAACACUCGUGAAGCAGGGGAAAGGGCUAGUUACUCGCAAUAAAAGAAAACAGCAAAACGCGGUCGUUGCCUUGCCUUCAUUUGUGGCCGUGGGGUUGGGCUUGGCCGAUAGGCAGCCACUUAAAAGUUGAGGCUUUUGAAAGCCGUCAGCCUUGGGAGAGGCAGGGGCAGAGGAAUAUUGAACAAGAUGGCGGCGAGAGGCAGAGCGGUAGAAACGCUGCCCAAGCUGAUCAGAAGCCUGAGGAAGGACUCACCCUCUUCAACCCGGCGUCAGCCCUUGCCAUCCCUCAGACGCGCUUUUUCUCUCUAUGAUCAGAUCAAUCUCAUCGAUAAUGUCCCCGAAGACCAGCUUCGUUUCCAAGGAUAUACCGACACAGGAUUCACCGUGAAUGGGGUCAACUAUGAAGGCAGCUUGCUAUGUGUGGGAAAUUUGCUCACUUCUUGGGUUCCCAAUAAGUUUUCUCAAAUUACUCCCGACAGCUUAUCUAUCUUCCAAAUCAUACGACCUAUUCCAGAAAUCUUGAUUCUUGGCUGUGGAAGGAACAUUGAACCAGUGGAUCCUGAACUCAGGCACUUCAUCCGAUCUACUGGCAUGAAGUUGGAAGCUCUAGACUCGAAGCACCAGAAGGAACCAACUUCGACCACAAUCUCCGGGGGCUCAAUUUUUUGUUUCUCCUGUUGCAGAGAAAUGCUGCAUCUACUUAUAACAUACUGAAUGAGGAAGGUAGAAUUGUGGCUGCGGCGCUGCUCCCGAAUGGAGUUUCUUCAUGAAUCUUGCAACUUCUGAUUUUACAAUGGAGGGUUUAAAUUGUGUCAGAGCUGACAAUUAUAGGUCUGAAGGGUUUACCCUUGGUUGAAAGUGAAACACAGUGGCUGGCUUUACAGCCGUUUCUAUUUUGUGCCUGUGUUAUUUUUGUUGUUCUUUUCCCCCCAGUUCUUGGGAGAGGUGGAGGCUGUGAACCCCCUGAUAGUGACAUAAAUUUUAGUUGCUUAUGAUUUGUCGAGACCUAAAACUGAAGCCAUUCUGAGUUGUGGACAGCUAGCUAAUAGAAGUAAUGCUUCAGGCAGUUGAACGUGAUCGUGACUUAUAUGGAUCUUGGUACGAGGAAGGAAGCUUUGUUGCUUCCAUGAUAAAUAUAUUAUUUUUUUCGGUUUCCAUGUGAAAUGUAUUAGUUGCGUCCUUCGAUU